Trichoplax adhaerens is the source of this 904-nucleotide messenger RNA. RefSeq lists its product as hypothetical. Gene Ontology annotation, molecular function: glutathione transferase activity. The coding region runs from base 1 to 684 and encodes 227 amino acids. Lineage: Eukaryota; Metazoa; Placozoa; Uniplacotomia; Trichoplacea; Trichoplacidae. Gene Ontology annotation, cellular component: cytoplasm. Gene Ontology annotation, biological process: glutathione metabolic process. The record is from RefSeq and is a predicted model, not a curated record. The transcript has 4 exons.
AUGUCGAAAAUCGAUUUCUACUCUCACCUUGUCUCACCUCCAUGCCGUGCGGUCUAUAUGUUUAUGACUGCUAACGAAAUCCCAUUUGAAUACCAUAAAAUCGAUCUCAUCACAGGUGAGCAAAAAUCUGAAGAAUACCGUAAAAUCAAUCCGCAUCAAAAAGUUCCCGCAUUGAAAGAUGGAGACUUUUUCCUUUCCGAAAGUAUCGCAAUGAUUCAAUUCCUGGCUCAAAAGUAUGAGACUCCAAAUCACUGGUAUCCUACUGAUAUAAAACGAAGAGCUAAAAUCGACGAGUACCUGUCGUGGCAUGACAACUGCCGACAAGCAACAGGAAUACUAUUUUACUUUGUGGCUGUAACGACCAGUUUAAGAAAUGAACCAAGAAAUGAAGGACUUAUCAGUGAGAGAAAAACAAAAUUAACAGCAGCACUAGACUUGUUUGAAAAGUACUUCCUUAAAGAUUCUGACUUCAUCGGUGGCAAUGAAAUCUCCAUCGCCGACGUUGUAUCAAUAUCUGAAUUUAGUCAGAUUGAAUAUAUUGGCAUUGACAUCGGUAAGCACAGACCAAAAGUGAAAGCCUGGAAAGAACGAGUCGUUGCUAGUCUGGGGGCUGCUUUCGAGUCUGCCCACCAAGUUUUGGACCAAAUAUUUAAACCACUACAAAUCAAGGAAGAAUUCGAGUAGACGGCGUUACUCACCAUUCGGGCGAUACAGAGUACAGUGCAAUGGACACACGAUAUCACUUUGGCUCUGUAGUUAUCAUGCAUGUAUUGUCCGUUCUUUGCGGACUCACUGUAAUUCGAUAACAAGAAGUAAAUGUGCCUCUAGUUUUGUAUAACCUGGUUAUAAAUGUGUUUUAAUUCGUAUUAUUGUAGUAUGUGUUAGUCGAUGUGACUGUGACUCU